Messenger RNA from Centruroides sculpturatus (bark scorpion), 1229 nucleotides. RefSeq names its product cysteine desulfurase, mitochondrial-like. Gene Ontology annotation, molecular function: cysteine desulfurase activity. Gene Ontology annotation, biological process: iron-sulfur cluster assembly. The record is from RefSeq and is a predicted model, not a curated record. Gene Ontology annotation, cellular component: mitochondrion; cytosol; nucleus. NCBI's taxonomy places the organism in Eukaryota, Metazoa, Arthropoda, Arachnida, Scorpiones, Buthidae. Bases 72 to 1202 code for a protein of 376 amino acids. The transcript is spliced from 13 exons.
AAACGCCAGAGGGCUGAUCGAGUGAACAUGUGGAUUCGAAAUCGAUGUCGAAUGUGUGUUAAAGUAUAAAAAUGAUAACAAGGAAGAUAUUACAGUUUGGAUUAAGGACUGUGUCAUUCUGUAUUAGAAGUUGUUCUUCAAAAGUUCAGCCAGUUCAUUCAUCAGAUUUUGAUGUGAAAACAAAUAAGAAGAUUUUUGAAAAUGAAGAAGAAAGUCUCUUGCGACCUCUGUAUCUGGAUGCUCAGGCAACUACUCCUCUGGAUCCCAGAGUGUUAGAUGCCAUGCUGCCUUACCUUAUAACUUAUUAUGGUAAUCCACAUUCCAGGACUCAUGCUUAUGGAUGGGAAAGUGAAGCAGCAAUGGAGAAAGCUAGAAAACAAGUUGCACAGUUAAUUGGGGGAGACCCAAAAGAGAUUGUAUUUACAAGUGGCGCAACUGAAUCUAAUAAUAUAGCAGUGAAAGGUGUUGCAAGAUUUUAUGGUGAAAAGAAGAAGCAUGUUAUAACAACACAGAUUGAACAUAAGUGUGUAUUGGAUUCAUGCCGUGCCCUCGAAGCAGAAGGUUUCGAUGUUACUUACUUAAAUGUACAGAAAUCGGGACUAAUUGAUUUGAAGUAUGGUGUAGGAGCAUUGUAUGUUCGAAGAAGGCCAAGAGUAAGAGUUGAACCAAUUCAGAGUGGAGGUGGACAAGAAAGAGGAAUUCGUAGUGGCACUGUGCCCACACCAUUAGUAGUUGGAUUGGGUGCAGCAUGUGAAAUAGCUUUGAAAGAAAUGGAAUAUGAUCACAGAAGAGUUGAAGAAUUAGCAAAGAAACUACUUGACAGUAUCAUGAAUUCUGUAACUCAUGUUAUCAGGAAUGGUGAUCCUGAUCAGACUUACCCAGGAUGUAUAAAUCUAUCUUUCGCUUGUGUUGAAGGAGAGAGUUUAUUGAUGGCACUUAAGGACGUUGCACUUUCUUCUGGAAGUGCCUGCACUUCUGCUUCUCUGGAGCCUUCUUAUGUCUUGCGUGCAAUUGGAGCAGAUGAAGAUCUUGCACAUUCUUCUAUUAGAUUUGGUAUUGGUAGAUUUACCACAGAAGAAGAAAUAGAAUACACUGUGAAGAAAUGUGUUUAUCAUAUAAAACGACUGAGAGAAAUGAGUCCUCUCUGGGAAAUGGUUCAGGAAGGAGUUGAUUUAAAAACAAUUCAAUGGACCCAACACUAAUUGUAACAAGUAAGUUAUUGUAUUGUA